AUGCCCGACGGCGUCACCAACCCCAACAGCUCGGCCGCUAGCGGCUUCGCCGAGGAGAAAGGCAAAGGCAAGGCUGCCGAACGCGUGCACGACGACGCGCAGAUGGACGAGGACGACGAUGACGAGGACGAUGACGACGAAGAAGAUGAUGAUGACUUUGAGGGCGAGAACGAAGGAGAUGAUAUCGAGGAUGGCGCCGACGAGGUCGACCUGGACAACAUCGUCGAGGGUGGCCGCCGCACUCGCGGUGCCAAGAUUGACUUCGCCAAGGCCGCCGCCGAGAACCCGGCCGACGACGAGGACGACGAGGAUGACGAGGACUUUGAGCCUCCCGUCCAGGACACGGAGAUGUCUGGUUAA
Messenger RNA from Cordyceps fumosorosea ARSEF 2679, 360 nucleotides. RefSeq names its product Histone chaperone domain CHZ. The transcript has 3 exons. Bases 1 to 360 code for a protein of 119 amino acids. The record is from RefSeq and is a predicted model, not a curated record. NCBI's taxonomy places the organism in Eukaryota, Fungi, Ascomycota, Sordariomycetes, Hypocreales, Cordycipitaceae.